AUGAAUUCUGAUGAAGAGACCUACAGCCCUCUAACUGCACCAGAAGAUAAACCGGAUGAGAACAGUAUGGAUAUCAUUCCUGCUAAUGAGAAAAAUGCCGAUCAUUUUAAAGAUAUAAAACAAUAUACGUUCAUGACACAGAAUCCGAAUGGCACCCAGUCUGAAAUCUCUGUCAAAGCAACAACAGAUUCGAAUUUUGUUCUAAGAAACUAGGCAACCCAGGGUCCAAAUGUGCCUGAAUUUUGGACAAUAUUAGCUGAAGGCUCUGAUUUGAGUGGUACAAGUGACAGCCUGUCAACACUACAGGCCCUCAAGUUAAAAUUAAUGCUGGGUGUCUCGUUGAUGAACCUUUUCCUUUUUGUUCUCCUCUUGGCAAUCUGUAGUGCCGUGCUGUACAAACUGAAGACAAUAAGUUCUAAAAAAUGUGAGAGUCAAUACUCCAUCAACCCAGAGCUGGCAACUCUGUCUUACUUUCAUCCAUUAGAAGGCGUAUCAGACACAUCUUUUUCUCAUAGUGCUGAGAGCUGCACACUUUGGGACACUUCUUCAGAAAUGAGAAUAUAUGACACAAGUUCAAAAUUUAGAAUGACUGACAUGAUGAUCUGCACAGCCUCAAAUGAUACAGGCCUGAAAUAUGACUCAGACUUACCUCAGAGAGAAAGCUCCUACUGA
Messenger RNA from Manis javanica (Malayan pangolin), 672 nucleotides. The record is from RefSeq and is a predicted model, not a curated record. Lineage: Eukaryota; Metazoa; Chordata; Mammalia; Pholidota; Manidae.